AUGUCAGAAUCGGACCAGGUAGCGCUCAUCUGGAGCGCAGCCGUCGAUCGAUAUGAGCAAAUCACCAACAGGAAGCUUGAUGAUCCAGCCCUGGAGCAUCUGAGCACGGUUGAGGGGCUUCUAAGCGUGAUCGACAGCGAAAAUAAGCAGUUCAGUGACUUCCGUGAGAAACGACGCGGCAUAUUUACGGCACUGGAGUAUGCAUUGCGGCCCAUCGAACUGGUGGGAGGCAUCGCCGCUGGCGCAGCUUCCAUGCUGUAUCCGCCCAGCACACUCAUAUUCGCCUCAGUGAUGUACCUGAUGGACGCUGCGAAAGGUGUUUCGGCAAAGUUCAAUGCGAUCAUGGAGUUGAUGGGCACACUGAAGGAUUUCACCAUCCGUCUAAAUACGUACGCUGAGCAGCAAAUCUCUACAAGUCUGAGCCACAAACUUGCGGACAUCUUGGCCACGCUUCUCGAAGUGUUCGCGCUGGCCCGGCAGGAGGUCAAACAUGGAAGGCUCUUCAGUUUCGGGAAAAGCAUUCUUCUUCGAAAUGACGAUGGCAAAGAAGCCAUGGGGAAGCUAACCAAACUGAUCGCCAGCGAGGGUAGUCUUGUUGAGGCCGAGACUUUGACCGAAGUCAAGGUCGCCAAUGUGACUCUCACCAGGGUCGACUUUAAUAUGACGGAACUGACAAGGCGUGUGGAAAGCAUCUCAUUUGCCCAGCAGCGAAGUUUGGCGGAAUCCCAGGAGGCCAAGCUGAAAGGCCAUAAGGACCACGUCAAGAAAGUCCUGCAGCCCGGGACCAGCGCCGACGACAGGUACAGCACGAUAAAUCGGAGUCGAGUCCCGGGCACUGGAGACUGGAUUCGAAACGAGAAGGACUUUCAAGAUUGGAUAAAUAAGGAAACCCCUAUUCUGUGGGUGUCUGGAACUCCGGGUGCCGGAAAGUCUUAUAUUGCCUCCAACAUCAUCACCUACUUCAAGGAGACCUACCCGCAAAACGUCCAACAUCCGUCGCAUGUUUCCGUUGGCUACUUCUUCUUCAAAGACGACAAUCCCAAGACUCGUUCGUUCCAUCAAGCCCUCCGUGACAUUGCAUUCAAGGUCGCCCAGAAUGACGCCGCAUAUGCAAAGCACAUCGUCUCGUGCAUUGACAGUCCUGAUGAGAUUGCAACGCUUGAAAGCUCAUGGCGGAAAUUGUUCCUUGAUUUCUUCAUUGAGCAGGAAGCCUCUGACAGCGUCCUGUACAUAGUCCUGGAUGCACUGGAUGAGUCCUGGUCUGAAGAUCGCCAGGAGUUCUUCGGGUUCCUCAACGACAUCUCCCGUGGCACUCGGUUGCAACUGCUCAUGCUAGGCCGACCUCACAUUGCUGACGAGAUUGAAGGUCUCUAUGAAAAAUUCCCACCACGUAUAAUCCAUGUGUCAGAAAUAAAUAACUCCGCGGACAUCAUCCACUAUGUCAGAAGCAGCAUCGCGAAGUCUGUGUAUUUGAAACGUGCCUCCAAAAGCCUCCAGGCAGAAAUAGUUGAGAAGCUCUCUGCAGGAGCACAGGGCAUGUUUAUUUGGGUUGACUUCAUGUUGACCGAGAUCAUGAAGAAAAGGAGCGAGAAAAACAUCCGACAGGCGCUUAACAGCGCCCCCAGCGGCCUAUCAGGAAUGAUCCGUCAUGUGCUGAAGAGUUUCUCGGAGAGCUUGAAGGACACGCCUGAAGAUGCCGAUGACCUGAAUGAACUGCUAGCCUGGGUGACUUGUGCACAGCGGCCACUGACACUGUCACAAGUAGACAAUAUAUUGAAAUGGAAAUCCGCCGACGGAAGCGGAUGGACGUGGAUCGAGGGCUUUCUUCGAAGGCAAUUUGCUUCCUUGUUCCUCCUGACCCGUGAGGACAAGCUGACAACCGCUGACCUGCAACGGACAGCAGCAUUUGAAGGGAAUCUAGGCGCAGACGAGGAUUAUCUUCUGCCUGCGAAUGGCUUUGAUGAUCCCGACAACCCUUCUGACUUUGAUUCCAAUCCAGAAACGACCGAGGUUACGUUCAACCAUGCCUCGAUCGGCGACUUCUUUCGCAAUGAGACAGAAGGCAAAGUGUCUAUAGGGCCGGACUGUCCCCUCGUCGGCGUUAACUAUCAUAGCGCUAAAGUUCUUGUCGUGACGAGGUAUCUCGAAAUCAUUUCCGACGAGGAGGGAUCCGCUAAAGGAGCGAUAUCCGCAGCACUUUUCAGCUACGCAUGCGAGGCUCUACUCGAUACCCUGAAAGGGAUCAAUAUCGCUAAGACCUUCAUGGCAGACAAGCAGGUCAUUGGACUUCACCUGGCCCGUCUACUGUCCAAUGAAGCUGUCGUGAAGAAGUAUAUCGGUUCCACCAGUCCUGCUUUCUUUACACAAGAAAAUGUGGAUCUACUUGUAACAUGGUUGGGAGACAAGGAUGUUCAGGAUUCGCUACCUCCCAAGGAGAGAGAUUGGUACAACAGUGCAAUAUCCGAAAGUAACGUGGACAUUUUGCAGCCGGCCAUGAAAUGCCUUGCCUCGGAAUGGCUUCAGGGAAUGAUGUGGACAGCGCAUGUAAUAUGCCGUACUGUCUGCAAGUUCCUCAAUUUACGUCAGGGACUUCCACACCCGGAGUGCCUUACGAUUGAGAAUAUCAUGGAGGCAGCGGAGUGGUGUGGCUUCGAAAAGGAUGGAGAAUGGUAUCGACGGCUCGCGAUGACCCUCCGAGAUCUCUACCAUUAUAAUAAAGCACUGGAGGUCUUUGAGAAGGCACUGGAGCUUUCUACUACCUACAGGUGGCUAGUUCUGUAUGGCAUGGCAUCGUCUCAUUUGGCCACAGGAGACAUUGCUAAAGCCAUCAAGUUGGGUAAAAUGGCGGCUGAGGAAUUGGAGAAGACUGAUAAAACAGCCAACCCUCUCUGGGAUGGCGACAUGCAUGGAGUCUACGAGGACCUAGGCGACUGGUAUAGCAGACUUGGCGAUGCUGAAAUGGGAUUCACGAUGUACCAGAAAGCCUUUGAGCAUGGCAACCGUUGCGACGCAUGUAUAUGCAAAAUUCUGGACUUCCUCGGUGAGAAGCAGAGAUAUGAAGAGUAUAUUUCCAUGCUGCAGGGAAUGGAUGACAAGAUUCCAGACAAGGAUUAUUCCCGCCUUACGGAAUCAAUCUUGAUCAAUGCCGGCACAGGAUCCUUCCCAUAUCACUCCCGCUUUGGGGUUGCAGCUUCUCAUACCGAUAACGUCCAAUUCAUGCUGCAUGCUUACUCUUCAGCCGCCAUAAUGGCUCGUAAAGAGCGUAAACCUAUUCAGGCUGCGAACACGGAACUUUGGCUGGGAACCUUCUGCUGGAUGUACGGAGACGACUUGCAGCGUGCGAUUCGCAUCUGGGAACAUCUUAUAGAUACGUACAGUAGUGGGAAUAGCGAAGACCGCAUCGGGGCGGUGCAGAACGCAUCUACGAAUCUGGUCAACUAUUUCUUGGUACAGUGCGCACAAAUCAGUCAGGAUACUAAUAAUAAUAAUGUGGAAGCGAUCCAGAGGUAUGGUCGGAUGAUUGAACUUCUCGCAAUGGGGAAGCCGCUUACGCUGCCAUACGCCAAUGUAAUUGGAACAGGCAGUGAGAAGAUGUCUAUCCAUAAAGGAUUUGUUCCCGACUCGGAAUUUGGCCUUUUGCUGGGCAAUUACUAUCAGGUCUGUGGUCAGCAGGAGGACGCAUUGAAGUGCUACAAAGCGCAAGUCAAGGAGUCUAUCCGACUGUUGAGCGAUGACGAUCCAACCAACGAUUAUGAGGCAUAUUACCGGUUGUCUGGUACUCUGGCGGCUGUGAGAGAUGAUGAAGGUGCAAUUGGGGCUUGGUAUAAGAUGAACAUGAUUGGACUCGGAUGGGACGUCGAUGAUGAUGAUGAUAAUGACGAUAGAGACGACGAUCAUGAAGCCAAAGAAGAAGACACUACGAACACUCGAGGAGACGAUAAGCAUCCCGGAACAGAAGAACGUGAAUCGGCUCCAGGUGCAAGUACCGCUGCCGCGGACAAGGACAACAGCGAAGGAGACAAACUCUUCUACUGCAACGGGUGCCAUAAAAAAGUCGGCAUUGAUGGCAAGGCAAUGUGCCGGUAUUGCUGGGAUACAUUAUUCUGCGAGACAUGCUUCCCAUUAGUGAAAACAAAGACGCAUCCUGUAGACGUCUGCAGCCCAAAACAUGACUGGCUCAUCAUUCCACCGCGCCCGCUGGCCGUCAGAACACGGGAUAAAAAGACUCGGAGCAUGAUCUACGAAGGUGAUAAAUGGAUUAGUAUUGAGGAGUUGAAGAGUCGGUUAAAGGAGAGGUUUGGGAUUUAGGGUCGCUUCUAUAUACUGCAUUAUGAGCCAUGAUUUUUAUAGUAUAGCAGUCAUAUAUUCCCUUCUCAAUAUAAUUUAUCAUUCAGCU
Molecule: messenger RNA, 4396 nt
Organism: Monascus purpureus
Lineage: Eukaryota; Fungi; Ascomycota; Eurotiomycetes; Eurotiales; Aspergillaceae
Source: the annotation of a GenBank genome assembly